AUGUCGUACGCCACGUACCUUCCUAAUUCCUACCAGAAUGAUGUAAGUUUCUCGUAAACUUGCGGAUGAAUACGAAUUUCUAUUUUUUAUUUUCCAGUCUAAGAUCUGCAUCAAUGGAGUGGAAUUGAUCAACCGCCACGAACUUUCAUCCACUCAAGACAAGGAACUGCAACGUUUCAUUGACAACAAUGCUCAUAUCAUUCAAUGGCAAGAACGGGAACUUCGUAAGUAUAUCCAUCUCGAUUUUUCGUAGAAACCAACUCUUUAGCCCCGCCACCACCACCACGCAAAACCCCAUCCCAUAAAUAUGAAGAGAUGAGAAGGAGCUUGAGCCGUGGACCCGGAAACUUGGAGAGAUACAGCUCAAUGGAUAAACUGUUCACGGUAUGUGUGACUAGUUUGGAAACGAAAAUCUUGUGACUUUUUCAGAAACAAAACAAAAACGUAGAAGCCGAACAAGGAAUCAACCCCAAAGAUCUUCCAAUCUGCCCUAACAUCGACAACCACAACUACACGAACGAAUUCCCGGGACUCGAGUACUUGUCCGACAACAAGUUCAUCGAAGACCUCAUCAAGUCGGGUCACGUCUCCCUUGGAAACAGCGGACUCAUUAGUCAACCCGGUUCUCGUGUUGGAUCGGCAAUGAGUGCUUCGUACUCGCAACCCCAAUCGGCGACGUCCACUCUCACCCGCCAGUCUCACACCCAGCCUCAUCAACAGCCACAACAGCAGCAGCAGCAGCAGUACGCACCACAACAUCCAAACAACACCAAUUAUUACACCACGACCAGCACUACGACCACUUCCAACUACCAUCCCAGCAGCGCGAGCCAAUACGGUGGCUCUCAGAGUCAGUACGGAAGCUUGAGCAAUGUGGGAAGUGGCAGCAACUAUGGCACGUUGAAGGGUGGAAUGAAGCAUACCUCGACUCUCCCCCCGACUAGUCCGUACAGUAGUUUGAAAAGGUUAGUAACUUAGACACACCCCCGUGAGCUAGUUUCCUUAAAAAAAGAGCAUAAAUGUUUACAUUUCCAAGAAAACUGUGUUAAAUAUGGGUUAUUUGCAGAAAAGGAGUGAGCUGGCUCGAUCAGGAGCGCGCACGUUCAUUGUCUCCCGGUUUACACCAAUACAACUUGACAACCCGCCAAGUGCAACAGCCGUACAACCGUCCGGCAUCCACGAUUCACACAACCACCUACACCACUACUUAUUGA
This is a messenger RNA of Caenorhabditis sp. 36 PRJEB53466, 1214 nucleotides long. The record is from the annotation of a GenBank genome assembly. Lineage: Eukaryota; Metazoa; Nematoda; Chromadorea; Rhabditida; Rhabditidae.